This is a messenger RNA of Siniperca chuatsi (mandarin fish), 1871 nucleotides long. RefSeq names its product arginine vasopressin-induced protein 1-like. The transcript has 3 exons. Lineage: Eukaryota; Metazoa; Chordata; Actinopteri; Centrarchiformes; Sinipercidae. The record is from RefSeq and is a predicted model, not a curated record. The coding region runs from base 200 to 781 and encodes 193 amino acids.
CUCAAGGACAGAAAUUGAUUGCAGGUGAAGCUUGACAAACGAUCUGCGAAAUUUCCGCGGUUGUGGAAGUUUUCACUUCAAGGGAGCAGCCAUGCACAUAAUGCAGAGGGAGAAGCUGUAGGAGCAAAGUGUACUGAAUAUAUCAGUUCAUCUUCGGAGUAGAGCCAGUUUAUGCCACCUUUUGCCCGUGUUUCUCUGGAUGGAUACCGGAACCGCCUCCCCUCCUUCCUCCAUCGUGGUGGGCCCUUCCUCGCUGUGGCGGCUGGCUGAGAGGAGGAGUAGGAAGGCUGGCUCAGGGAACAUUUUCAGCAACGUGAAUCUGUGGCAGCUCCAGAGACUGUUCAGAGCGGCGGGGGACCAGGAUGCGGAGCAGAGGGCCCAGCUGGUUUGGGGCCACGGAGAUGAGGCUGAACUGGCUCAGGCCUUGAUAGGAUUGAGGGCCCGAAGUCACAAGAGAGGGCUAAGGACCAACGGGAGAGACAUACUGGGCUCACACUGGCUACGAGCCUUCAAUCACCUCAGGAUCGGGGAGAGCUCGCCAAGCAGCCAGGGGAAGGAUCCCGGGGAGGAGAGUGAUUCUGAGGCAGGAGCACACAGCAGUCCAGAGCCACACCGACACACCUCUGCAGGGACAACAGGAAGAGGUAAAGGGUCCACAGUGGUGCUAACUGAGAGCCAGGGCCCUGCAGGGACUUCUGAGAGACCCGUUAGAACCAGCUCAGGACUGAGGAGAGGAGGAGAGAACAACCCAGAGAGAUACCUCCACAGAAUACUCCACUGACUUGACCAAAACCUCUGAGAUUCAAAACUGACUUUUAGUCUGUAUGUCUGAGAGUCUACAAGCACAGCCUGCCCGUCUCUCCUGAAUACUGUUCUGAUGUGUCCAGAAACUGGAACUAGGUUGAAUUAACUUCUGGGAAAAGCAAUAUGGGCACAAAUCAGCUCGACUAACUUACAGUUACAAGUGAAACUGUAUUGGAGAUAGUUUUCUCAUAAUGCCAUAAUGUCUGGCCUUUUUAUUGGCACUGAUCAGAUGGCGGUAUACUGGCACUGCACUGUUGCUUGUUGCAGACACAUCACCACCUGAAUAAUAAAGGCGUCACAAACCUCUGACUGGCUCCUGGUAUCUCACAACUUUAUAUAGUUGUUGCCUCUCAAGAACUGCCUUAUACGUCUUCCUAAAUUCAUCCUACCACUCAUACUAACCAUGCAUACUUAUAAUUAUAUACAGUGAUCUGACUUUAAGUAGUUUUGUAGUUCAGUGGUGUAUAUGUUGAUAUACAUGUGAGAUGAUGUACUGUAUGUAUAUUAGCUUGAAAAGAUGUCAGCUUCUUGAUUUUGUAUUCACGCUAAUUGAGGUGUUAAAGCUGAGAUAAGUUUAAGCUUUACCCACUAUGUCCCCAGUUAUGUGUGUAGUACGUUACACAACACUAUAAAUGGGGCAAUGUUAGGUGUCAUGAGAUGUGGAAAUAUAUGUCCAAAUAUAUACGUCACUGCACAUUUCGAGAUGUUGACUCAAACUAAAUGAUUCUGAUUCAUGUAACAGUUACGCCAGGAACGUCAGCCAGUCACUGGUUUGUAGCUACUGAGAGUGUGGUGUCAGGUGGUCAACUCUGCCUGGAGACCAAAAAUAAUAAAUAAUAGCUGCAAGGCCAAACUCAAAAGUGUCCCUUACUGUGCAGGGAAAGAGACUUGAAACACUAAUGUUCUCAUAUUAAAAUGUUAAUGGUAACAGUGUGAAAACCCACUGUGCCUAUGAAAGACUGUGUGUCACCAACCUUAUCACAUUGCCGGAAACUUGAUGAAGCUUUUUGGUAAUACUGUUUGAUGUGUAAUUUAUAGAUUUGUGGUAAUAAAGUAUUUGCAUGGUU